Oenanthe melanoleuca is the source of this 1062-nucleotide messenger RNA. RefSeq names its product proline-rich protein 2-like. Lineage: Eukaryota; Metazoa; Chordata; Aves; Passeriformes; Muscicapidae. The record is from RefSeq and is a predicted model, not a curated record. The transcript has a single exon. The coding region runs from base 1 to 1062 and encodes 353 amino acids.
AUGCUCGCCCGGCGGGGCUGGCACCUGCCCGCAGGUGGCACCGGCCACGGCCGCACACCCGGGGAAUCCCCGGGCACCGCCGGCCUCCCGCCGGCACCGGGGCCUCCCCGGCCGCAGGAGACCCCGCUGUGGGAGAGCCGCCCGAGCCUCCCCGUCCCCGGGGACACCCACACAGCGCGCCGUGCCCUCCGCGGGACCCCGGCCCGGCUCUGCCCGCCUGCCAGCCCCGUCCCCCCGCUGCCGCCACACCGCUCCGGGCCCCCCCCCGACACCGCCGCCGGGGGGUCCCGCACCGCCGCCAUCUCCCGGCCCGGGCCCCCCUCCUCCGCCGCCCCCCGGCCCCUCCCGGGGCUCCCGCGGCCCCCGGGGGCGGCGGCUCCGCCGGGGCCGCGCUCCCCCCCCGGCCCCUCAGCGCCCCCCGCCCGCCGCCCCUGGCGCUCACCGCGGCUCCGCGCGCCCCUGGCCGCGCCGCGCCCGGCCGAAGGGAGGGCGGGCGGGGGUCGCGGCCCCCCGGCAGCGCCGCACGCCCGGCGCAGGCAGCCCCCGUCCCUGACCUACUUUCCGCCUGGCUUGCCACCCGACGGCGCACCACUAACCUACUUUCCAGCCAAUGGCACCCUCCCCCGGCCCCGCACCGGACGCGCCAGCCCGCCAACGGGAGCGCGGCUCCGCGCCCGCCUCGCCCAAUGGGCGCCCGCCGAGCGGGCAACGCCCGCCCCCCCGAGCGCCGGCGAAUCCCCGCGCGGCCCCGCGGCGCCGGCCAAUCGGGAGCGCGGCUGCGGGGCCCGGGCCCGCCCCCCGCCCGGGGGCGGGGCUGAGGGGCGGCGAGGGGGCGCCGCCGGGACCCGGAUGUGGCGGCGGGGUCGGCGAGGGUUCGAGGCGGGUGUGCCCGGGGUGGAGGCGAGGGCUCGGCCUCGCCCUCAGCCUCGCCCUCAGCCUCGCCCGCGCUUGCCGCGCCGCCGCCCCGCCCGCUCCCCGCCCCGCUGCCGGGGCUCGCCCGAACCUCUGCGUCACCGCCGCGUGACGUCAGCCGCGGCCGUGACGUCACGCGGCGAGGUGUGA